GCAAUCAUGGACUCAACACUGCAACAGCGCCGCGAUGAGAUUCUCGCAAAGAAGGCCAAACUCGCCGAACUCAAGCAGGCGCGAGCCAUUCGGAAAGAGCAGGCUGCUGCAAGACAGUCUCUAACCGGCUCACCCUCCGAGAUACUUCAACCAACACCGAAGCGCGGAGGUCUGGAUCAAGGGCACGACAUUGAUGCCAUAAUCAGCGGAAUAUACGAAAACAGCCGACCUGGCUCUACACAGCCUGGCUCGCCAGCCGGCGGUAGAACGACACGCCCAACCUCGGUCAUUAGUGCUGGCCAAUUGAGCAGUGACAAUGAGUCUGGCACAGGAACUUAUCGAGCGCCGCUAGGCAUGGUGGAUCAAGGGAUGCAAACCCUGUCCAUUGCGCCUCUGUCCACUGUCUUCGAAUACGAGGGUCAACCAGUCGAGGCACCUCCCCCCCGAAAGGAAGAGGUCAUUACAUACAGCAAGGGUGUACAAGCAAGCAUAGACUGGAGUCCGCCGCGGGAUCGUGGAGUAGGUGGGAGCGAUUCGGAGCGCGACGAAAGCCCCACCCGCUCACCGCGAAGCAAGAGAUUGAGUCGCAGGCAGAAAGAGCGCGACGAGGAGAUCCGGUUACAAUUGAAAAAGGAGAUUGAGGAAGAACUCAAAGCUGCCGACAAAGCUGCAGAGGCAGGAGAGGUACCGACAACGUCCAAGGAGAACUUUCCAUUCAAGACGCUCACAGACGAGGAACUUACGGCGGUGGAGAGCUCGGACGUCUUUAUUGACUUUGUGGAGAGAAGCACAAAGGUUCUGGAGAGGGCGCUGGAUCAGCAACUAGACUACGACAUUCUGGCAGACUAUGCCCACGAGAACUCGAACGUGGACGAGGAAGACGAAGGUUAUGGGUCAAGCGGAGCUAAGAAGGGUAGGAGGAUAAAGGAGAUUGCGCAAUUCUGGGACGAUAGAUGGAGUAAGAAGAGGAUGAUCUCCGAUCUAGGUUUCUCCCCAAAGUUUCCCGAACUCGUUCUCGCCUCCUACACCAAAAACCCCUCUGCUCCACAUGAUCCGGAUGGCCUGAUCCAAGUCUGGAAUUUACAUAUGCAUGACCGACCCGAGUACAUCUUCCACGCUCAGUCCGAUAUUCUUACCGCCAAAUUCUCCCCGUUCCACCCUAACAUCAUCAUUGGUGGCGCAUACUCUGGACAAGUGCUUCUGUGGGAUACACGAGCCAAGUCUGCUCCCGUCCAGAAAACGCCACUCACCGGCUCUGGACACACCCAUCCAGUAUAUUCCAUCGACAUUGUUGGCACACAAAACGCGAACAACAUCAUCUCUGCAUCGACCGACGGCGUAGUAUGCGGAUGGACAGUAGACAUGCUCUCACAACCUCAAGAAUUCCUCGAACUCACCUCCCCGCCCCCCUCGAAGACGGACGAUAUAGCAGUGACAUCCAUUGCUUUCCCACAAUCCGAUCCCACAUAUUUCCUUGCCGGUACAGAGGAAGGGUCCAUCUACCCCUGCCAUCGUUACGAUCGUGCUGGUGCUAAAGCUGGUGUGGACGGUCGCGUCAAGUAUGCAGGACAUGGUGGACAUGCUGCACCGGUCAUGAGCUUGGACUUCCACCCCGCAAAGGGUCAAAUCGAUCUAGGCGAUCUCGUGCUCAGUUCCUCCGUAGACUGGAGCGUCAAGCUCUGGAAAGUCCGUCCGCCGGCUGCCACAGGACCCUCCAACACCGCUGCACCGCUCGGACAACAGGUAGAGCCUAUCCUUGACAUUGCGCGCGAAGAUCUCGUCUAUGAUGCUCGAUGGUCUCCUGUGAGGCCGUCCGUCUUCGGCCUGGUCGACGGGGCAGGAAGUCUGGAGAUCUGGGAUCUGAAUGUGGACGUGGAAGUCCCUGUACAGAAGACGACGCCGAGUGAGAACAAAAAGGGUGCGUUUGAAAAUAUGGGUGGCCGGAUCUACAUGAACAGGAGUCUCAACAAGCUUUCCUGGGAGAAGAAUGAGGGGAGAAGAGUCGCCGUUGGCGGUAUGGAUGGUGUGGUUACCGUGUUUGAGGUGGGUGGUGACCUCGGAGGCGUCGAGACCAAGGGAGAUGAAUGGAGCGGUGUGAAGAAGUUGGUGAGCAAGCUGGAAGGUGCUGGCGAAGGUGUGAAUGGGAACUGA
This is a messenger RNA of Periconia digitata, 2151 nucleotides long. NCBI's taxonomy places the organism in Eukaryota, Fungi, Ascomycota, Dothideomycetes, Pleosporales, Periconiaceae. The record is from the annotation of a GenBank genome assembly.